This is a messenger RNA of Artibeus jamaicensis (Jamaican fruit-eating bat), 2802 nucleotides long. RefSeq names its product GTPase IMAP family member 4-like. The record is from RefSeq and is a predicted model, not a curated record. Gene Ontology annotation, molecular function: GTP binding. Lineage: Eukaryota; Metazoa; Chordata; Mammalia; Chiroptera; Phyllostomidae.
UUUGAACUGUGCAUCUGAAAGACUGGAUAUUUCUUCAUCGCUUAGAUCGAUCGGUUCUGGGGCUCUGAGUUGUCCUAAAGCCAUUUUUGGUCUAUUCGUGCCGUUAAGUAAAUGGAGUGAAGCCUUAGCUGUUUACCAGGACGGGGCGACCCAGGUCGCUGGUUUGUGACGCUGUGUGUGGGGGCGUGGUCAGAGAGGGAGCAAUGGCGGUCCUCUCCGCUAGCCCAGCCCAUCCGGUCACACCACUCGCCCCGGGCCUGUUUAUCUGGCCUGUUUAUCCGAUCGGAAUUGUGCAAGCCUGCUGCCCCGCCCAAGCUUCCCUCUCACUGGUUUAUCUGCACGUGACUGACUGCAGACAGCCCGCCUCGCCCGUAUGCUCCCGUAGCCAGCCCCGAUCAGCCCAGCGCUCCACCCGGGAUUUUUUCUUGCCAACCUGCUCCGCUGCUGGCUUCACUCCUCCUACUGGUUUAGCUGAGCAUUUAGUUGUCUUUGGACUCCGUAUUGUCGAUUUUCUGUGUGGCUUGGUUGCGUUUAUUGCUGUUAAAAAUAGUUGUUCUUAGAUUUGGUUGUGCACAGAGGCAAGGUGGUUCCACCUACGUCUCCAUCUUGGCGGAAGUCUCUUCCAUGGUUUCUUCAUGGGAAGAAAACUUCCCUUAUGAAUAUGACAUGGGGGUAAGGGGCUCUUCCACUAUGACGUCCCGCAGUCAGCUUUUGUGUCACUUCCUGCCUUGGCUUGGGAGGGACAGCUACUACAAUGGCUCAGAGCUCUCACUUACACACUUGGGUGCCUUCUUCUGUGGACUCUAAGCUGCCAAGAUCAAAGUGAGCAGCCCAAGGGACUCUGGAGACAUCCUCGGGGUUCUCUGAGUCCUGUAGCAGGGACACGGAGCCCAGGGCUUCCUCAGAGCUCCAGUGAGUACAGGGGUCACUCACGGGAUAAGAGGAGAGCAGGCACUGGCAGGUGCAGGCCUGCAGGGGAAAUGCUGGAGGUCAAUCCUAACACUGUGGCUUUGUUUCCUGAUGUCCCAGGGCUUGGAAACCAAGACCCCAGAGAGUCACAACUGAGACUAGUCUUAGUGGGUAAGACCGGAGCUGGAAAAAGCGCCACAGGGAACAGCAUCCUUGGGAAGAAAGCAUUUCAUUCCAGCAUUGCAGCAAAAUCCAUCACCAAGGUCUGUGAGAAAGGGAGCUGCAUGUGGAGUGGGAGAGAAAUUGUGGUGGUGGACACACCUGGUUUUUUCGACACCGAGGUGCCAGAUGCUGCCACUCAAAAGGAGAUUGCUCGUUGCAUCCUCCUGACGUCCCCGGGGCCUCAUGCACUGCUCCUGGUGGUCCGACUGGGCCGGUACACAAAGGAAGAGCAACAGGCCAUGCAGAAGGUGCUGACCAUGUUUGGUCCCACAGCUAGGAGAUACACGAUUCUCUUAUUCACCCGGAAGGAUGACUUGGAUGGUGUGGAGUUCUGUGAUCACAUCAAGGAAGCCCCACCAUUCAUUCAGGAUCUGAUGAAGGAGUUCAAGGAUCGCCACUGUUUGUUCAAUAAUAAGGCAACAGGGGCUGAGCAGGAGGCCCAGAGGGGCACAGCCUGCUGGACCUGGUCCAGCCGAUGGUGACUGGAGAACGAGGGGGGAUUCUACACUAACGAGAUGUACCAAAGGGCGGAGGAGGAGAUUCAGGAACAGAUCCGAGCAAUAGAAGUGCAGUGCAGAGCUGAGCUGGAGAGGGAGAAGAAGCAGAUAAGAGAGGAGUAUGAGGAGAAAAUCAGAAACCUGGAGGAUAGCCUGGAGCGGGAAAGGAGAAAGGCAGAAAUGGAGAGGGCGUUGGCAGAAAGGGAAAAUUGCUACCUUUCCAGGCAACGUAAUGCCAGGGGGGAAGUGGAGAGUAAGCAUGAUAUACUUUCGUGCAUCGUUAUGGUAUUGAUGCUUGUUCGGCCUGUGUUACGAUUAUUUUUCAAAUAAUUAAGCUCAGUGGAAAUCUGUGUGUAUUUCCUGUGAAUUUUGCAUGUCCCCUCCCUGUAUUACUCAUCCCCCAAAGUCAGAGCUCCCUGUUUCUCUUCCUCAGGCUGUAAGGACUGGGGAUGGUGGGAAAGUUCACUGCUGACGGUUGAUUUUACCUGGGAGGGACACAUUCUCAAUUUGUAAAAGUUCAUGGGAAAGUAUAGAUGCUCCCUGUCUUCUGAACUUUUUCUCAAACCCUCAGAAAAGGAAUGCAGGAGACCAGGAGUUGGUGAGUCCAAGCCUACUCUACUUAUCCUUAGUAACUGUUUCUCCUCCAGAUUCUUUCUUGAUUGGCAGAUAAUCUCUAGGUGUGGCUUCUACUUUUUAUUUUUGCCUUUAAGACCUCUCUGAUUAUUUUACUCGUGUGGUUAGGUCAUCUAUAGAUAGAGAUGCUUGCUUAUAGAAUUCUUUCUUCAUGAACAUACAUUUGUUGAAUUACACGCUAACAGAAGUACUGAAAUUGUUCCUUAUUACCAUCGGCCCCCUGAAGGAUGGAGAGCUGUUUGAAAAAAACGGAUCGCUCAGAACUCAGCAAAGUGAAAUGACAGAAAGGGCAAAGGACACCGGUUCAAGAAUGUUCAGAAUAUUCAGAUGUUCUUAUAGAAAUGCUUCGCCCAGCCUCAAUGCAAGCAUGUUGCUGAAUGACCAGUUCUCUCUUUUGCUUGGGAAGCCGAACGAUGGCACCACGCUGACAGCACUCUGCACCCUGAUGACUCCCUGCUGGGAGGGUCGUCCUCACACUGCUCCCCAGCCCCUGAAUUGUUUCCUUAGUGAUGCUGUAAUAAACCUCUUCUGUUCUUUUGUA